AUGUCCAACUUGAUCACUGUCUUCGGAGCCACCGGCAACCAAGGAGGCUCCGUCAUCGAUGCUAUCCUCAGCGAUCCUCAGCUCUCUAGAGAGUUUAAGAUUCGUGGUAUCACUCGUGACACUACCAAAAAGACCUCUCAGGACCUUGCCAAGCGCGGUGUUGAUGUUGUCUCGGCCGAUCUCGACUCUGUGGACUCCCUGACCGCUGCUCUCAAGGGCUCGCACACCGUCUUCCUCGUUACCAACUACUGGGAAACCAUGAACGCGGACGUUGAAUACACCCAGGGCAAGAACGUGACCGACGUUUGCAAGGCUGUUGGCGUUUCUCACCUUAUUUUCUCCUCCCUCCACCACGUGAAAGAGGAAAGCAAGGGUCGACUCACAAACGUGCCCCACUUUGACAGCAAGGCCAACGUCGAGAAGUACAUUCGUGCUUCUGGGAUUGGCGCUAGCUUCGUCCUUCCGGGAUAUUACAUGUCCAACUUCACUCAGAUGCUGAACCGUGCUGAGGAUGGCUCUUACCAGCUUUUCUACCCCAUUAGCAACGACGCAAAGUUCCCGCUCUUUGAUGCCGCCCAAGACACUGGGUCAAUUGAAAAACCACCAGAUCUUGGCCGCUGCCAAGUACUAUACCCCCAGGAAAUUGUCGACAUUUUCUCUCGGGUGUCUGGCCACAAGGCUACUUUCAUUCAACUUGACGCAGAGCAGUACAAGGCCGCCCUGCCACCUGCUAUUGCUCAGGAAUACCUUGAGAACCAACUCUUUGUGGCUGACCCUGGAUACUAUCUUGGAGAGUCUCUCGAGCCCAGCUUGAAGCUUCUUGACGCUCAGCCCGCCACUUGGGACGAAUUUGUCAGGAAGAAUGUUUCCGCCUGGAAAUGA
Messenger RNA from Penicillium brevicompactum, 882 nucleotides. RefSeq names its product NmrA/HSCARG family protein. Lineage: Eukaryota; Fungi; Ascomycota; Eurotiomycetes; Eurotiales; Aspergillaceae. The transcript is spliced from 3 exons. The coding region runs from base 1 to 882 and encodes 293 amino acids. The record is from RefSeq and is a predicted model, not a curated record.